AUGGGCUCCAACAAACCUCGUGGACUUCAAGCCGCUCGCAAACUCCGCAAUGACCGGCGUGUAAACCGCUGGGCGGAUAAAUCAUACAAAAAGCGUGCUCUUGGUAACGUUUAUAAGACGUCUCCAACUGGUGGUUCGUCACACGCAAAGGGCAUCGUACUCGAAAAAGUCGGCGUUGAGGCUAAGCAGCCUAACUCUGCCAUCCGCAAAUGUGUGCGUGUGCAACUUAUCAAGAAUGGCAAGAAGGUUACGGCUUUCGUACCUAAUGAUGGUUGCCUGAACUUUGUCGAUGAGAACGAUGAAGUUCUUAUAUCGGGUUUCGGUCGUAGUGGAAAGGCCAAGGGUGAUAUUCCCGGUGUGCGAUUCAAGGUUGUCAAGGUUUCUGGUGUCGGUCUCCUUGCUCUCUGGAAGGAGAAGAAGGAAAAACCAAGGUCAUAA
Pisolithus orientalis is the source of this 438-nucleotide messenger RNA. Its product is annotated as ribosomal protein S12/S23. Gene Ontology annotation, cellular component: cytosolic small ribosomal subunit; ribosome. Gene Ontology annotation, molecular function: structural constituent of ribosome. The record is from RefSeq and is a predicted model, not a curated record. The transcript has 5 exons. Gene Ontology annotation, biological process: translation. NCBI's taxonomy places the organism in Eukaryota, Fungi, Basidiomycota, Agaricomycetes, Boletales, Pisolithaceae. Bases 1 to 438 code for a protein of 145 amino acids.